GAUAAUUAAACUCUUCCGUGACUUCUUGUGACUUCUUGUGACUUCUUGUGACUUCUUAUGUGUUGUCCUUGAGCCGCCUUCUUCCGACGUCCGUCCGCCAUCGCCAUGACAGAACCGCCCAUUCCGUUGCGCUCCGUCGAGGAAAGUUCCUCUGAUUCGGGGAGGAGGAGCAACGGGACUCCCGAUGAGGGACUCGUUGAAACUCAGGCGUCGAGACACGAGUUCUCUCUGGCUCCUGCUGAUGGCGGCAAGGAUGCCUGGCUCUUUUUGGCUGCGUGCUUUAUUCUCGAGGCCCUCGUAUGGGGGUUUCCGUUCGCAUUCGGUGUGUUUCAGGAUUACUACAGCACUCAUGAGCCCUUUGCUGGCUCUAACUCGAUCGCUAUCAUUGGUACUUGCGCCAUGGGGAUCAUGUAUCUCGACAUUCCAAUUACGGUGGCCCUACUACGGCUCUUCCCACGCCAGGGCAGAUGGUCGCCCAUAUUUGGCCUUCUCAUCAUGUGCACCAGCCUCGCCAUGAGCUCCUUCUCCACCACUGUCCCGCACCUCAUCAUCAGCCAGGGCGUCUUCUACGCCAUCGGGGGAUCCAUCUCCUACAGCCCCUGCAUCGUGUACAUGGACGAGUGGUUCGUCAAGAAGAAGGGGCUCGCCUACGGCAUCAUGUGGUCGGGCACCGGCCUGGCGGGAUUCAUGCUCCCCCUCCUCCUCCAGCAUCUGCUCUCGAAGUACGGUUUCCAGACCACUCUCCGCAUCUGGGCCGGCCUGGUGUUCGUCCUGACCGCCCCCCUGGCCUUCUUCAUCAAGCCGCGCCUGCCCUCCUCGGCGACGACCCACAUCAAGCCCUUCAACCUCCGCUUCGUCCUGACGCGCACCUUCGCCCUCCACCAGCUCGCCAACGUCGUCGAAGCCCUGGGCUUCUUCCUCCCGGGCAUCUACCUGCCCUCGUACGCGCGCGUCACCCUGGGCGCCUCGCCGUUCCCCUCCGCCCUGACCAUCCUCCUCGUCAACGUCGCCUCCGUUUUCGGCUGCGUCGCCAUGGGCGGCCUGACCGACCGCUUCCACGUCACCACCUGCCUCCUCGUCUCCUCCGCCGGCGCCACCCUGGGCACCUUCCUGCUGUGGGGCUUCGCCAGCAACCUCCCCGUCCUGUACCUGUUCUGCAUCGUCUACGGCCUCUUCGCCGGCGCCUUCACCUCGUCGUGGCCGGGCAUCAUGCGCGACAUCGUCGCCCAGAGCGAGAGCGGGCCCGACUCGGGCCGCGGCGGAGCCAUCGACCCGGGCAUGGUCUUCGCCGUCCUGGCCGCCGGGAGGGGCGUCGGGAACGUCGCCUCCGGGCCCCUGAGCGAGACCUUGGUCAGGGGGAUGCCGUGGAAGGGCAGCGCCGCCGGCGGAUACGGGAGCGGGUUCGGUACCCUGAUCGUCUUUACCGGAGUUACGGCCAUGAUUGGCGGAGGGAGCUUCUUUUGCAAAAGGGUUGGUUGGAUCUGAUCCUUGCUGUGUGAGGAGGGAGGGGGGGGUGGCUGGCGAGAGAUUGGAGUUCAAAAUCAGGCCAGUUAGAGAAAAUAUUUCAGCCCCGAGGCUUACACUUGUUGGGUUUUCUAUAGUGUGUCUAUAUAUAAUACAGGGCACCAC
This is a messenger RNA of Phialemonium atrogriseum, 1629 nucleotides long. RefSeq names its product MFS general substrate transporter. Bases 106 to 1485 code for a protein of 459 amino acids. The transcript is spliced from 3 exons. Gene Ontology annotation, molecular function: transmembrane transporter activity. NCBI's taxonomy places the organism in Eukaryota, Fungi, Ascomycota, Sordariomycetes, Cephalothecales, Cephalothecaceae. Gene Ontology annotation, biological process: transmembrane transport. The record is from RefSeq and is a predicted model, not a curated record. Gene Ontology annotation, cellular component: membrane.